Molecule: messenger RNA, 640 nt
Organism: Mizuhopecten yessoensis (Yesso scallop)
Lineage: Eukaryota; Metazoa; Mollusca; Bivalvia; Pectinida; Pectinidae
Exons: 7
Coding region: 81-536 (151 amino acids)
Source: RefSeq, a predicted model, not a curated record
CAUGUGAAAACCUCAUAUGUCCUGGUCUACCUAGACUUUAUUGGUAGUGACACGAUUUGUAGCGAGACAAUAGCAGGAAUAUGACAAUCAGAAUGCAUGUGUUUACUGGAAUUAUCUUCCUUCUCGGACUGAGCGCGUCAUUUGCAGCAGUAACGAACACCAGGGUGGUCGACACCUCCCACGCAGGCAUACUGGCGGCAGUGGACACCAUAUUUCGAGCUAAUGACCUCAACAACAACAGUAAAAUGGAACUAGGCGAACUAGUGGCCAGUUAUGCUCUGAUCGAUUACAACAACGACGAUAGGAUCAGCAAGGGAGAAUACGUUGCUUCAGGCGGAAAUAACCCCUUCUUCGGAGUCCUGUUCCAAGAACUUGACAACGAUGGAGACGGAUAUCUCGACCGCUCGGCGAUCCUUGGCGAAUACACUGUUAUGGAUACAAAUGCUGAUAAUGAAGUCAGUAGGCGGGAAUACGAUAACUAUUUUGACAAGAUAGUUGAGUCAGCUUUGAUGAAUUACGGCCACCUCCUAGGGUAAACAAAAAAAAUACCGACCACAAAAAGAGGGUCCCGUUGAAUUGGCGUCCUAUCCGUGGGUUGUUUAUUAACAUGUAUCUGGUUAAUAAAUACGAAAACAUCAAC